This is a messenger RNA of Labrus bergylta (ballan wrasse), 3655 nucleotides long. RefSeq names its product inka box actin regulator 2 (gene inka2). The record is from RefSeq and is a predicted model, not a curated record. Gene Ontology annotation, molecular function: protein kinase binding; protein serine/threonine kinase inhibitor activity. Gene Ontology annotation, cellular component: nucleus. NCBI's taxonomy places the organism in Eukaryota, Metazoa, Chordata, Actinopteri, Labriformes, Labridae.
GCUGACAGGAGCAGCAGAGCCCUCACACACACACAGAGUGGUCUUUUGAUGCAGCCAUAUGAAGGACCCCAUUAGUAUUUCUUGAGUAAACGCAUUUUCGUCAUCAGGAGUUGUUUAUUUUAAUCAAAGGAUUCGCGUCAUUACGAGCCGCGCGCGCAUUCCUUGACAGGAUUUGCGCAUCUCCAGACGCAAACAGUUGUUUUUUUUUUUUUUGCUCGCCACGAGAGCGAUGUUUUAAUUUUCCUGCCCGCGAGACGAGCUUUCAGAGUCAUGCACGAGCGGCUGCUGGCGGAGCGUUUCAUCUGAGAUUCAAAAGAAAUGGAACAACAGCUCUCCAAACCGGAAUGCAAAAACAUGGAUGCGUGUCUGAGGCGGCUGAAGCAAGAGCUGGUGUCUAUGAAAGAAGCCGGAGAUGGCCUUCAUGCUCAGAUGAAUUCAAUGAUGGGAGCCCUUCAGGAACUCAAGCUCCUUCAAGUUCAGACAGCGCUAGAAAGCCUUGACAUUUCCGGCCGGCCCAUUAACCGUGGAAUCCCACAUUCUGCUCCACCAGCUCAAGCAUCAGCUACAGCAGUUUUAACCUCAGAAAAGGAUCACAGCCAAUCCAUGCCCGAGGUACCCAGUCCGAGUCCAAUGCAAAGUCCAAGGCCAUCUUUGGAGAGCAGAAACACAUUUAGCAGAGAUGAAAGGAAUUUGUCACGAAACAGAAGCAGCAUGGGUACCUCAUCUUCCUCAGUAUCCAGCCUUGAGAGUGAGAGCGAGACAAGUGAAAGAAGUGCAAGAAGCAGAAAUGACCUUGACUCUAUUCCCAAAAGAUGGUCAGGUUACACUGCCCCGCAGGUGGAUUUUUAUGGACCAAUGGUGGGGAACCCUCCACCAGAACUGUACCCUCAACCACAGGCUCCCCGGCGUGCUCAGGCGGUGGACCUGCCUGGAAUACUGUACAGCCUCUCCAGAGAGGGCCCUUCAUUAGACAGUGACUACUCCCAAGAUAGCACAGAUGACGGGAGUGACUGGACGUCUUCGCUCAUGAGCCGCAGCCGCAACCGUCAGCCCUUAGUACUGGGGGACAAUGUCUUUGCCGACCUUGUGGGCAACUGGCUCGACUUGCCUGAGGUGGAGAGGGAAGACAUCAAGGAGGAGGAGAGGAGGAAGACGAGAGAGGAGAGGACAAUGGAUGGAGGGGCAGACAGACCAGACACCCCAGCUCACCCUCUUCGCAACAGUCGCUCACAGGAGAUCUGCAAGAAGUUCUCGUUAACCACAAAUAUCUUCAAGAAGUUCUUGCGCAGCGUCCGGCCUGACAGGGACAAGCUGCUAAAGGAAAGGCCUGGCUGGAUGGCUCCUGAGUUGUCUGAGGGUGACAUUGUCAAGAGGCCAAAGAAACUGGUUCCAAAGAGUUCCAAAGGCAGUUUUUACCUGCCAUUCUGGGCAAACGGACAGCAGGGAAAAGGCAAGAUGUGUCCGCAUCUGACUGAAACAGAGAGGAACCACCACCAACACCACUUCCCCCAGGUCCACCAACAGCCAUUUGGUGGGAUUUAUUUAGACCGGAGACAGCCAGAGGCUGGUCUGGAGAAAAUGCAGCCAUUGUUUGACUACAACACAGCUGUGUGGGUCUGACAGUGGGUCCAACAGACUGCCAGUGAUGCCAGGCUGACUGAGUGACAGGUGCAAGGGGAUUUUGGCUGUGCUGGAGUGGGGGAUGAAUGAAAUGAACGAGAGGCUUUGACACAGUUAUCUUCCAAAAAUGAACCAAUGAACUUCGCACCCCCAGCAAAAUUAUCAGGUUCAUCAUUUUGUCAGACAAUCCAAAAAACCUAAAUCUCGUUUGCUGUGCAUGUAUGUGAGUGAGUGCUGGAGAGUGUCUGAGACGGAGUUGGGUGGAAGCAUUUUUGAGGACCUAUACUACAAGUUUUGUAUUAUUCAAAUUCCAUCUUAUGUGUGCAUGUAUGGCUGCUUCUCUGGAUGUCUUUAAGACGGUACUUUGAAAUGAAUCUCAGAAUGUCACCAUCACCAUCAGAUCUUUAAAAAACAACCACAGACUUUUUCACUUCAAAACUACCAGACAUACUUUUGUGUAUCUCACUUCUUUGCAUCUAUGAAUGAAAACACCAACAUUUUGGAUUGCAUGGUUACUGUUUUUAUAAGUGAUUCUACAAGCAGCUGUUACUGAACGCACUGCCACUAAACACAGCUAUAAGCUUCCUUUUGUUUCAAACAGGCCUUGGCGCCUUAGAAAAUCAGGUUUAACUAAAUCUGUCGGUUUCAUUCACCUUUCUCAGGGAAUGAAUGUAUCACAGGAGUAAACUAUGAGACACUUCCUCAAUUAUAUGGGUUUCAAUACAUUUCAAAUAAGUCUUGCCUCAUCUCAUCUUAACAGCAAUACAGUGCAUGACCAGUUCAAAGGUUGCACAUCAAACGUAGAGAUUUAUCAGUCUAAAUCAGCAAUUUUUUUGCAAGUUGUUCUGUUGGAAAUACUAGUUUUUCUUCCCUGCCAUGCAGAUAGGGCACAUGUUGAGUAAACGGCCCGUCCUCCUGGCUUGUUACGCAGAUUGGGGAGGAGGUAAAGAUGACACAGCCAAUGCUGACUGACUGACUGCCAUCUGGUAACCAGUCGUUAUGUAAAGCUUGGUUUUCAGACUCAAAAAAUAUUCAAAAAACUGGCUUGUUUAAUCCCAAAGCUGCAAGGAUUAUGAUGAUGGUGUUACAUACUGUAUAUAGACACACAGGUGAAUACAUAACAAGGCUGUGACAGUGAUGAAACAGAUGAGGUAAAGACCUGUAGUCUCUAUCAGACAGGAUCAAGAUUGAUUGAUGUACAGAACAUUGUACAUAUCUGUCAUUGACGUCACAGCAGCAAUAACACACAUUUACUGUAAUAUCUCAUUGCAUGGUUUUCAUUAUUCCGCCCAGAUAAAUAUGUCACAGUAAUAUUGCAGUUCUUACCAUGACAUAAUGACAAUGCUAUGCUUGUAUUAAAACCCCAAACUGAUGAGUUUAUCUCAGACUUACGGUAUCUUUUCUCUUGUUUCAUAAUGUAUAAUGUCAGUAUUAUUCAUUUCAAGCAGCAUUAAGAUAGUUUAAAACUAAACUUAAGCUUCCUUCAGAAAUGUAUAUAAUAAUUCCCUCAGGAUUACAAACAAUACUGCCGGCAACAACUCAAUAGAGUUUGAUCUCAUAGAGGACCACUGAUACGCAGAGACAAUCUAAUACAACAACUUCUUAUAAUUAAAAAACUGUUAAUUUCACUCACUUUUAAAAGAGAUCCCAGACCAAUCAAUUCAGCCAGCAGGGAUUAGGCCUUAGGUCUUUUGAGUGUCUUGGCCAUUUGAUCCAUAUGGUGUUGUCUCAGUAUUCAGGUCAAUACAUACUACAUAUUCAGAGGGUCCAACACACACACACACACACACACACACACAGUGUCCACUGAGGUGGCCGUGCCAUGAUGCACAGUAUGAGAUGUCAUAUCACACAAUAUGUGUAUGUAGAUGUAACAAUUAUUUCCUCCUAUUUACAGUUGUCCAAGUGUUAUUUUCAGCACUGUUGUUGAUAUUUUUCAUCAGGGUUCUGCGAACCUUCAGUAGUGACUCUGUGUCAUGUGAACUGUAACACUGUCACUGACUCUUUGUAAAUUAAAGAUGUUUUCAGAAUGAAA